This is a messenger RNA of Cynara cardunculus var. scolymus (artichoke), 1259 nucleotides long. RefSeq names its product probable enoyl-CoA hydratase 2, mitochondrial. Gene Ontology annotation, biological process: fatty acid beta-oxidation. The record is from RefSeq and is a predicted model, not a curated record. Lineage: Eukaryota; Viridiplantae; Streptophyta; Magnoliopsida; Asterales; Asteraceae. Gene Ontology annotation, molecular function: enoyl-CoA hydratase activity. Gene Ontology annotation, cellular component: mitochondrion. The coding region runs from base 49 to 960 and encodes 303 amino acids. The transcript has 8 exons.
CCCUCUGAUCUGCGAUCAUUCUCCAUAUGCAUGUAAUCGAACCCAAAAAUGGUGGUGUUUGGGAGCAUUGGCAGACGAUUCUGCAAUCAAGCCAUCAAUGAUUCAACGACCUUCUUAUUACCCUCUCGAUUGCAAUUCCAGAGUAUCCGGACACUCAUCCUUCAGUCCGCUUCUGAAUCCGUCAAAAUUCAUAGACAUUCCGAUGCCGAUUCCGGAAUUAUUGAAAUUAUCAUGGAUAGACCUGAAGCCAAAAAUGCCCUUGGGAGGGAUUUGCUGAGGGGAUUACAGAAUAGCUUUGAAGCUAUAAGUGCAGAAUCGGCUGCAAAUGUGUUGAUGAUAUGCAGCUCAGUCUCUAGGGUAUUCUGUGCAGGUGCUGAUUUGAAGGAAAGAAGGACCAUGAAUACAUCUGAGGCUCGAGCUUUUGUUAACUCGCUGAGGUCAACCUUUUCAUUCUUAGAGGCACUUCAAAUCCCAACUAUUGCAGUUAUUGAAGGUGCAGCAUUGGGUGGGGGUCUGGAGAUGGCUUUAUCUUGCGAUCUUCGGAUAUGUGGAGAAGAUGCCAAACUGGCCUUGCCAGAAACCGGGCUUGCUGUAAUACCAGCUGCAGGAGGGUCACAACGACUUCCUAGGUUGAUUGGAAAAUCAAUAGCCAAAGAGCUUAUUUACACUGGGCGGAAGAUCAGUGCCAGAGAUGCAUUGUCAAUUGGUCUCAUCAACCACUGUGUUUCUGCUGGUGAAGCUUAUUCAAAGGCGCUUGAAAUCGCCCGUGAAAUAAAUCAAAAGGGUCCUGUAGCCAUCAGGAUGGCCAAGCGAGCCAUUAACCAAGGUUUGGAUCUAGACAUGGCUUCGGCGUUGGCUCUCGAGGAAGACUGCUAUGAACAUAUCUUGAACACAACUGAUCGGUUAGAAGGCUUGGCCGCAUUUGCGGAAAAACGAAAACCUUUGUACAAAGGUGAAUGAAAUGAGCCAAAUUCGGGCUCAACCAUACACAAGGCUCUAGUUGUCACCAUUGAUUCUAAACCUUUUAAUGGUUACCAAGCACAAGUCGGGGGUUUUAUGGAAACAACUGCUUUACCAUUUGGGGUAGAGGACAAAUAUGUAAACAUUCUACCCCCAGAUUCUAGUUUCGAGUAAGAUAUACUGAGUUGUGUUGGUUUGGUUACCAAUAGCCGGGUAUAUUGAAUAAAUUAGAUUAUUUGAGAAAAGUUUCACAACCUUCGUCAUAUAUCAUAUGAUUCUGUAAAUUAUUUGCUCGUUGC